Thamnophis sirtalis is the source of this 3014-nucleotide messenger RNA. RefSeq names its product unc-119 lipid binding chaperone B (gene UNC119B). Lineage: Eukaryota; Metazoa; Chordata; Lepidosauria; Squamata; Natricidae. Gene Ontology annotation, cellular component: cilium. Gene Ontology annotation, biological process: cilium assembly; lipoprotein transport; nervous system development. The record is from RefSeq and is a predicted model, not a curated record. Gene Ontology annotation, molecular function: lipid binding.
AUGAGCGGCUCGAAGCCCAGGGUGGCCGCGGCCGGGCCCGGCGGGGCGCUGAGUCGCCUGCGCGGGCAAAGGAGCUCCGGGGCUGCCAAUGCCGCCGCACCUCCGCGGGCCGCCCUGCCGCCUCCAAGGACAGAGGCGGAGCUGCUGGCGCUGGAGGCGGUCCGGCCCGAGCACGUCCUGGGACUCGGCCGCGUCACGGAGCAUUACCUUUGCCGACCCGAAGACAACAUCUACAAUAUUGACUUCACCAAGUUUAAAAUCCGGGACCUGGAGACUGGGACGGUGCUCUUUGAAAUUGCCAAACCUUCAAUUUUAGAGCAAGAGGACUACGAGUGUGACCUUGGGGAGGUGGACAGCAGCGCCGGACGCUUUGUUCGCUAUCAGUUCACUCCGGCCUUCCUGCGCCUACGGACCGUUGGGGCCACGGUGGAGUUCACUGUGGGAGACAAGCCUGUAUCCAACUUCCGUAUGAUCGAGAGGCAUUACUUCAGAGACCGACUUCUGAAGAACUUUGACUUUGAUUUUGGCUUCUGCAUCCCCUGCAGCAGGAACACCUGUGAGCACAUCUACGAGUUUCCUCAGCUUUCAGAGGACCUCAUACGCUUGAUGGUCGAGAACCCCUACGAGACUCGCUCAGACAGCUUCUACUUUGUGGACAACAAGCUGAUCAUGCACAACAAGGCCGAUUACGCCUACAAUGGCGGGCAGUAGCCAUUCCAGCCUCGCCUACGGACAUUGCGUGGGUCAGAGGCAGCCUGGUCCUGCCCCUCCUUCCUGCAAGGCUCAAGAAGCAGCAUGACAAGUGGGAAGGGUCUCUUCUGGGAUAGUAAAGGAAUUCUCUGGGCUGCUGAUUCCUUGCUGCAUCAUGGCUUCUGUUGGCAUCCUGGUCUGGUGAUAACCCCAGCGACGGCCCCUCCAAUGGACCAAGCUUGGCUAGAAUCCCCUUCCUAACGCAUCCCACAGCCCAGAGAACUGGGCAGGUGCCCGUUGCUCCUGUUGCCUCCAGGCCUGCUUUGCACCUGAGCUGACGUUCCUGUUUGUCAGGGCUGUUUCUCUGUCUUGGGGUUGGAGGGGCUCCUGGAGGAGGGCAGAACUUUGCAAUGCUUUAUUCUGGGCCUAUCCGAGCAACAGCAACCCCCAAACGUCUGGCCUGAAUAAUGGGGGUGUGUGUGUGUGUGUGUGCCCUGCAGCCAGAGGAGCAGAAGGUGACUCCCUGGCUUCACCUACCUAACAGCUCUCACCGGGGAGAUGGGGGCCGUCCUAAUCAUUCUCCCCUCCCCACUUCUCAAUAUUGGCUUGCUUCUGGCUGAAAAAAGGCAAAGGCUGCAGGUGAGAAUUGACUCCACCCUCUGGCUGGCCUCUCUGGCAAGCCGCUAUAGAUGCUGCUUUGGCAGAAGGGCUGGAGCCUCUCUGGAGGGAUGUGGAGCACCCUAUUGCACUCAGUCUCCAGAGUGGGGGAGCCUCCAGGAGGCAAAGGAAUAGUCCAAAAAGAGCCAACAUUUAAAUCUCUUAGUUUGGUGGGGGGAGGUUUAACCCUAACAAAAGAGUUUCAGGUGCAGGACUCAGUUCCGUUCUUUUGGAAGGGGGAGGUUCUCGUGGUCGUCGUGGGAAGGGCUGGUGGUGAGAAUGGUGGGUUGACGCUUCCCCAGGCCUCUCUGGCAAAGUGCCUUUCUCUAAGGGCUUUCUUUUCCCCAUCCCUCAUGGUUAAAUCCAGGUGCCUUUGGAACUGCCCUCUGCUGCACGGUCCCCAGGCAGCUCCUCUGGCCUGGAAGCCUCGGAAGGGCUGACACCCCCCCCCCCCUAAGCAGGGGCUGCUCGCAAUAAACCCCCCCCCCUGCAACUUUUCCUUUGUGCCUUCCUUGCCACUGACUUCCCAGCAAUAGGAGGGAAACAGGGUAUAUGGGUGAAAAAAAUGGGGUGCUUCCUUGGGCAACAGGGAAUUGCCAGAUGCCCCCCUGUGUGCCCUCUGGGGCCCUGGACCCCUAGGAGAGCUGCCUUUGUGCCCCCCUCUGCUUCUCCUGGAGUCAUUCCGUUCUGCUCUGCAGGGCCCACGACGUUUCUGCCACUCCCGUUGGGCAUGCAGGGGUCAGUUUGUGGGAUGGGAAGAUUGUUUCUGCCAUGUUGACCAAGGGGGCUUGCGGGGAGGGACUGGGGCUGCCCUUCCAAAGCAGGAUGUGAUUAGAAAUCAGGCCUCCCUUGUGGACUGGGUACCUGGGCAAGCGGGUGGCUUCUGAACUGCCUAGUGGCUGGAAAAGGCAUGAAAUUAAAAUGCUGCCGUUUCCUCCUUUUUGGAAAAGCAAAAUGGGGGCUCCCCUUUUGACUCCCCCCUUGAAAGUGAAAACUGGCUCUGGGGAACCCUGCUCUCAGCAAUUGGCAGGGGCCUCGGCCACUUUUGGGUCCACGGAUAGUCAUCCUGCCUGGAGCAUGCCCCACCUGAGUACUGCAGCAGCUUGGCCAUGAUGGCUGUGUGGGGGUCAAGCACACACAAACACACACACACACAAAAGCAUGCCUCACAGUUUCCCACAUUUCCCACACUACAGAUAUUCUGGAAUCUUGAAUGAUCUUAUGAGUGUUUAGAGCUACAGUGCAAUGAAUUUUCCAAGGGCGGGAAAAGAUUGAGCACUGGGGCCAACCUCCACACACACACACACACACACACACACAGACAUCCCACCCCAAUCUUGUGGCUUUGAAUCGGCCAUUGGCACAACAUGAGAGUUUGUCCAUAAAGGGGACUCUCCUUCCCCACAGAAUCUUGGUGUGGCAAGUAUGAAAUGCACAGGAGACGGUUCCUAGUUGUUCUAAUUUUCUUGUCAGGUAUUUUUCCAUAGAGAAUAGCAGAAGUUCCAAAAGUCCCCCCCUUCCCCGCCCAAGUGAUUUCCUUAAUAGUAUGGAUCUCUAUCAUGCUAUCGUUUUUAUAUCUCCUUGAUCUGCAGUAAUCUAGCCGACUUGUUUGUAUAAAGUGUUAUUUUGUCUCAAGCAAUAGUAAUUAAAAAAAAACCUACAUUCCA